Messenger RNA from Esox lucius (northern pike), 3970 nucleotides. RefSeq names its product phosphodiesterase 7A (gene pde7a). Gene Ontology annotation, molecular function: 3',5'-cyclic-AMP phosphodiesterase activity. NCBI's taxonomy places the organism in Eukaryota, Metazoa, Chordata, Actinopteri, Esociformes, Esocidae. Bases 858 to 2471 code for a protein of 537 amino acids. The transcript is spliced from 12 exons. The record is from RefSeq and is a predicted model, not a curated record.
GCAGGUGGUGUGUGUUGUGUGUUCGAUAGCGAGACUGAAGCUUAGUAAGAUGACAAGGUAGUUAAGGAAAUCCAUUUGCCUUGGUUCACGUUUUUUCGCUGCACUUAAUUUUUGCAUUAUGUGCCAAUAUUUUUGUCAAACACCGGGAGAUGGACGUCCCCUUGAAAAAGACACUUUCUGUUACACAGUGCUGCAUUGAGUGAAACCGAUGUGUGGUGAAUUACGGGUGCUAUUUACGCAUGCAUUGAGAAAAAAAGACAGCAUACUGAGAGUAUUUUUUCUGUCACCGAAAACCUUGGAUGAAUACCACCGAAUCACUGUAAGGCAAGUUCUCCAGUAUUUUCCUCGUAUAAUUAAUGAAACUUCACAGUGCUGUAUAUCGGUAGCUACUGUAUUUUUUUUAGGUGGUCGUGCCUUUUGUUUUGAUUUUGAGACAUACUGCGGAGCCGUAGCACGAUGAAGCACGUCUGAGAGGAGUUCUGGAGAAAAAAUGUGGAAGCGUUGUUAUAAACAUAGAGAAAAUAUAGAGGCCUCGUCCUUUCAGGGCCCAAAUCUGAAUGGAAAAAUGAGGAAAGGAGCAAAUGACCAGCAUGAAUAGAAUCCGGAUAGAAUGGAACCAGACCAAACGAGAAACAGACAUUGCAUCAAUGACCGCGAUUUUGGCAAGUUUAAAGUCGCCCAGAACAAAAAGAAGUAGCUUGCCUUUCAGUAGAAGAAUUACAACUGAUUCCCCCUCCACAAUAAAGGAGGAGUAGCCUGCCGCAUUUAAACCCUCUCAUCUUCCCGCAUUUACUUUUACCUUUGUUUUCUUUGUUUAUUGGAUUUUUGAAAUCUGUAUUCAGCUCUGAAAUUGUUCAAUGGAAGUAUGUUAUCAGCUACCAGUGUUGCCUCUAGACAGGCCGGUUCCUAAGCAUGUCCUUAGCCGGAGAGGAGCCAUCAGUUUCAGCUCGAGCUCGUCUCUCUUCGGCGCUCCGGACCCAAGACAGCUGUCACAGAGACGAGGGGCCAUCUCGUAUGACAGCUCCGAUCAGACUGCUCUGUACAUUCGUAUGUUAGGAGAUGUGAGAGUGAGAAGCCAGGUGGGAUUUGAACCAGAAGGAAGAGAUUCUUACCCAUACCUGUGCAUUGACUUCCGAACACUACACUCUUGCUCUGACCCACCCUGGGCUUCUGGUUCUGUCCCUGGUCCUGGCUCCAGUUCUGCUGGGCCUGUGUCCGGCAGACGGCUGCGUAGGCUGCUCAGCUUCCAGAGGUACCUGCACUCGUCCCGUCUGCUCCGGGGAACCCCCCACCUCAACCCCCUCCACAUCCUGGAUGAGGACUACACUGGACAGGCCAAGUGUAUGCUGGAAAAGGUGGGGAUGUGGAAUUUUGACAUUUUCCUCUUCGACCGCUUAACAAAUGGAAACAGCCUGGUGACACUGACCUUCCACCUCCUCAACCAGUAUGGUCUAUUGGAGCUGUUCCAGCUGGACAUGAUGAAGCUGUGGCGCUUCCUGGUCAUGGUACAGGAGGACUACCACAGCCUCAACCCGUACCACAAUGCCGUGCACGCCGCUGACGUCACACAGGCCAUGUACUGCUACAUGCGCGAACCCAAGUUGGCCAAGUCCCUGACCUCCUGUGACCUCCUCCUGGGUCUACUGGCAGCGGCCACUCAUGACCUGGACCAUCCGGGAGUGAACCAGCCCUUCCUCAUCAAAACCAACCACUACCUGGCCAAGCUCUACAGGAAUUCAUCCGUUCUGGAGAACCACCACUGGAGAUCUGCCGUCGGCCUGCUCCGGGAGACGGGCCUGUUCUCCCACCUGCCUGCCGAGGACGGGCUACAGAUGGAGCGCCAGUUAGGCUCCCUGAUCCUGGCCACUGACAUCAGCAGACAGAACGAGUACCUGGGGAAAUUCAGAACACACCUGGACCAGGACGACCUGUGUCUGUCCAGCGCCGCCCACAGACACUUCAUCCUCCAGAUGGCGCUGAAGUGUGCAGACAUCUGCAACCCCUGCAGACCCUGGGAGCUGAGUAAACAGUGGAGCGAGAAGGUGACGGAAGAGUUCUUCCACCAAGGAGACAUUGAGAAGAAGCACAAGCUUGAGGUCAGCCCACUGUGUGACAGCCAGAGCAACUCGAUGGAGAACAUUCAGAUUGGCUUCAUGACGUAUGUGGUGGAGCCUCUGUUUGCGGAGUGGGGCCGGUUCUCUGACACCCGUCUCUCCCAGACCAUGCUGGGCCACCUGGGGCUGAACAAGGCUAGCUGGGGUGGGCUUCUUCAGCAGGAGCAGGGCUCGAGCACAGAGGACCUGGAGGCUAGCGGCUGUGCCUCUGUAGCCAUGCCAACGCCUGCCGUCGCAAAGUCAGAACCAGAGCCCGCCUCUGCGGAACCUGACGCCAUCGCCACGGCAACAGACAUAGGAGAAACCAACUCACAAACCGACAACAAAAUAAUACCUCAGGGAAGCGAAGAGUCUUGACACUCUGCAUUUGCCCUUGGAACUCUAACCCCUGACCUCUUAUCCCCUGGCCUGACAGCCUCACCACAACCUGGGGAGAAGGUGGGAGGGGUGGAGGGGUAAAGAUUUAAAACAGUCCUCCUGCCAUUGUCCCACCGGGACCUUCACGUUUUUGUUGCUUUUGCAUCCCACAUUUGACAAACCACUGAUUUAAUGUAAUUUAUUUAAUUUUAAUUCCUUUCCUUGUUGACAGAGCAAUACAUAGAUACCUCAUUUGGCUACUGCUGUAUUGUUUUUUUCUUUUUAUUGGCUUGUUUUAUUUAUUUGUCCUUUUCUCCGUACAUUUUGGCGUUAAUAACUGAACACACCACUAUUUGGAUGGCAAAACGAAUCUUAGGAAAUGACAGUAACUGAAGUAUACACUUUUCUAGUUGAAGUGCCAAAUUCAAAUGAAGUUUUUUUAGGAAGCUUUGGAAGAGGUAUGAAGCACCUUGAGUAUUGCGAGGGAAGACUCUCUAAAGACAGCACAGAGAAGCUGUGUUGUGUGUGUUGAUGCAUUUCUGAUGAAUCUUCUUCCUCAUGUACAAAAUGAUAAUGUGACAAGCCCAGUCCUUUUGCUGCCUCUAUGAAGACUGUUUACAAAUGUGUCUCUGUGUGUUUCGUAUGUCCCUGUUGUCACUUUGAAUUGAAUCAUUUCGGUUCCGCAAUAUGCCUUCAAAGCACAGAUGCGAAAGAACCACUAGCCGCGUCUGAACUUUCGCCCACUGUUGAAGUUUAGAGCAAAGCCUCUGUCUAACAAAACGGUCACAUAGACCGGACACCAGGCGCCAUAAAGACACACCACCUGUGCUCCAUUGUAUUCCUUCCCUUGCACUCCCAAAAGGCAUUUGGAGAUAGGAUAAUUUUUUUUUGUUCUGAGAGAACUUGGGACAGACAUAAUGGUAUUCUGAUAUUCUAGAUUGUAGAAUGGAACCAACAUUAACAAGCAUUGUGGUUCUACUUUACUGUAGAUUGUGGGUUACCUUUAGAGUCACUCAUAGCGCGCGCGCAGCCCGCCUAAACUCCAACACAACUUGCUCAGGGUUUUGCCAAUCUCUGGUCAGUAGGAAGGAAGGUUCUUGUCGUGGUUUAGCUAGUUGGUAGAUACAGCACCAUUUAAAAGUUUGGGAUCACUUAGAAUUGGCCUUGUUUUCCAUGAAAAGACACAUGAAAUAAGUUUGAAUAGGAAAUAUAAUAAUUGACCAAGUUAGAAAUAAUGAUUUUUUUUUUAUUUAAAUAACUUUGCUUUCGUCAAAGAAUCCUCUAUUUGCAGCAAAUACAGCCUUGUAGACCUUUGGCAUUCUAGUUGUCAAUUUGUUGAGGUAAUCUGAAGACAUUUCACCGCUUCCUGAAGCUCCUCCCACAAGUUGGAUUGGCUUGAUGAACACCUCUUACAUAUCAUACCGUCAAGCUGCUCCCACAACAGCUCAGUCGGGUUUGAGAUCCGGUGACUGUUCUGGCCACUCCAUUAUAGACCGAAU